AUGAUUCGUUACGCGUUAGCAUAUAAGAACUUCAAUCCUAACGAAACAUAUCCAGAAGAAGAAAAUGUGGAAUCAAGUUUUGAAUUAACGAAAAAGUAUUGGAAAUAUAAAAUUGAAUCAUAUAAGAAACAAGAUGAAAAAGCAGAAAGGGAUACUAAAAACAAUGUUUCAAUGGAUGACUAUCAAUACUAUCACGAUUUAAUCCUUUCAUCUAAAUGCAAAAUGUGUGGUAAAGCGUUUACAUAUGCUAAUAAACCAACAUUGGAUAGAAUCGAUAAUGAAAAACCACAUACCAAAGAAAAUUGUCAGUUAAUGUGUUGUUAUUGCAAUGUCGUAAAAUCAAAUAAAGAUGAAGAUGUUCAACGUUUAAGAAUCAAUUUAAGAAAUUAUGCAUUAAAAAAUAAUUUACCAAUGACUUUAGAUUCGGUUGAAGCUUAUCACAUUCUCCGUAAUGGAAUUACUGGUGGUCUAUCAAAUGUUCAACAUCGUGUUAAUCUUAAAGGAAUCACGCACAUUAAUAAACUUUCAUAUAGUCCAGAAACUAAAACUGUAUCAAAUGAGGACACCACCAACAUUAUGACUCAUUUCGUUGGAGUUGACUUUAAUUCAUUAUAUCCUUCAUCAUUUUCAUCUAAUCCUCAUGAUUUCAUUCAAUAUACUGACCAUAAAAUGUAUAUGCCGGGAAGAUUGAAUGGUGUUAUCAUUUGUGAUACAGCAACAAAGAAAGCAAAAGCACUGGGAAUUAUUAAGAAGAAAAAUACUUUAUUCGUGGCUGAAGUAAAGGGUCACAUUGAUGAAAAAUACAUUAAUGAUUACAUAAACUUUUUACCAAUAAUAAGAAACUUAGAUAUUAUCACAGAUGAAAAAACAAUUGGCAGUUUUAUGUAUAAUUACAUGAAAUCAAACAAUCUACCAGUUGACCAGAAACAGAGAAAAUUAACUCAGUUAGCAUCAACACACAACCAAUAUCAAACCAUUUUCUCUCUUAUUAUCUUUGGUAUCUAA
Molecule: messenger RNA, 1005 nt
Organism: Trichomonas vaginalis G3
Lineage: Eukaryota; Parabasalia; Trichomonadida; Trichomonadidae
Product: DNA/RNA polymerase superfamily
Exons: 1
Coding region: 1-1005 (334 amino acids)
Source: RefSeq, a predicted model, not a curated record